This is a messenger RNA of Parathielavia appendiculata, 1022 nucleotides long. RefSeq names its product NAD(P)-binding protein. Bases 228 to 1022 code for a protein of 264 amino acids. NCBI's taxonomy places the organism in Eukaryota, Fungi, Ascomycota, Sordariomycetes, Sordariales, Chaetomiaceae. The record is from RefSeq and is a predicted model, not a curated record. The transcript is spliced from 5 exons. Gene Ontology annotation, molecular function: oxidoreductase activity, acting on the CH-OH group of donors, NAD or NADP as acceptor.
UUAACCUCCAAAGCCGAGCGAUAAGUCUUGGUGGGGUGAUAUCCACCCAGAACCCCGCGCUGAGCUGAGAAACUUUGUGCGGAACGCGGGGGAGUGUUCGGACUUCGGAGGGCAUCCCCGUCGACAUCCCCAUAGCCGAUCCCGGGUUGUUUCCCGGCGGACAGAAACGCAAUCGGUUUCUCUCACACGUGUUUACAGACAGCCUUCGCUUGAUAAACAAACGAACAAUGUCUUCGAGUAAUCUACCCGACAUGUUCUCUCUCGAGGGCCACACCGCGCUCGUCACAGGGGGCACUCGAGGCAUCGGCCAAGCAGUUGCCAUUGCCCUCGCCGAAGCCGGAGCCGAUAUCCUUCUUGUCCAGAGAGAUGAGACGUCCACCAAGACACUCGACGCCAUCCGGGCCCUCGGCCGCACCGCAUCCAUCUACACAGCCGACCUGAGCUCCGCCGAGGACGUGUCCAAGCUCGUGCCGCGGAUCCUCGCCGACGGCCACCAGAUUCGCAUCCUGGUCAACUGCGCCGGCAUCCAGCGGCGACACCCGUGCGAGAAGUUCCCCGACUCCGACUUCAACCAAGUCAUCCAAGUAAACCUCAACAGUGUCUUCACCCUCUGCCGGGACGUCGGCGCCCACAUGCUGCAGCUCGACCCCUCGCCCGUGACCGGCCGGCGGGGGUCCAUCAUCAACUUUGCCUCGCUGCUCACCUUCCAGGGCGGCCUGACGGUGCCCGCCUACGCGGCGUCCAAGGGUGCCGUGGGCCAGCUCACAAAGAGCUUCGCCAACGAGUGGACGGCCCGCGGCAUCACCGUCAAUGCCAUUGCCCCUGGCUACAUCGAAACCGAGAUGAAUACGGCACUGCUGAAUGAUCCGGAGCGGUUGGCGAGCAUUAGCGCGAGGAUACCGGCUGGGAGGUGGGGGAGCCCCGAAGACUUCAAGGGCACCGCCGUCUAUCUAGCUACCAAAGCGAGUGCAUACGUGAGUGGCCAUGUGCUAAUUGUGGACGGUGGAUGGAUGGGAAGGUAA